GCCUUGCUUAAUCUAUCUUUCAUCUCUCUCCAUCUGUCUCCAAAUAAAGCCACCUCUUCUCAACUUCCCUUCUCUCUCUCUCUCUCUCUCUCUCUCUCUCUCUCUCUCUCUCUUCAUGCCCUUUGUUACUUCCUUCUCUCUAGUAUUAAAACCCCACGCCACUAACAACCAACAUAACCAAACUAGAUAAGAUCACCAAAGCCCAACCCAAAAGCCUCCACUCUCCACACUAACGAAAACAACAUUAUUAAAAAACAACAACACUUCUUUGUGUUCUCUCAACACAACAAGUCAUAAACAACAACAUUAGUUGAAUUCAUUAGUUUCAAACAUCAUGGAGCUAGAGCUCUUGUCUUGGCUCAAACUUGUUUCAUUUUCUUUCAUAUUUCUUCUAUGUGUUCUCAAAGUAACAGUGUUACUAUGGUGGAGACCAAGAAAAAUUGAAGGCUAUUUUGCUAAACAAGGAAUUAGAGGACCUCCUUAUCAUUUCUUCAUUGGAAAUGUUAAAGAACUUGUUGGUAUGAUGUUGAAAGCUUCUUCUCAACCCAUGCCUAAUUUCUCUCACAACAUUCUUCCUAGAGUCCUUUCUUUCUAUCAUCACUGGAAGAAAAUUUACGGUGGAAUGUUCCUAGUUUGGUUUGGACCCACUGUUCGUCUUACAGUGUCUGAUCCAGACCUUAUAAGGGAAAUCUUCACAUCCAAGUCAGAAUUUUAUGAAAAAAAUGAAGCCCCCCCACUUGUGAAGCAGCUAGAAGGUGAUGGUCUCCUUAGUCUUAAAGGAGAAAAAUGGGCUCACCAUCGCAAAAUUAUCUCUCCCACUUUUCACAUGGAAAAUCUCAAAUUGCUGAUACCGGUGAUGGCAACAAGCGUGGUUGAGAUGUUGGAAAAAUGGUCGGAAAUGAGUGACAAAGGUGAGGUGGAAAUUGAAGUUUCUGAGUGGUUUCAAACCCUAACUGAAGAUGUUAUUACUAAGACCGCGUUUGGAAGCAGCUACCAAGAUGGCAAAGCCAUUUUUCACUUACAAGCCCAACAAAUGAUCUUAGCUGCUGAUGCUUUUCAGAAAAUUUUCAUUCCCGGUUACAGAUUCUUUCCUACAAGAAAGAAUAUAAAAUCUUGGAAACUGGAUAAAGAAAUAAAGAAAUCAUUGGUGAAGCUAAUAAAACGAAGGGAAGAGAAUUUGAAUAAUGGGAAUGAAGAAAGAAUUGAAAAAGGUCCAAAAGAUUUACUAGGACUAAUGAUAGAAGCUAGCUCCAACAACAACAACACCAAUGUGACAGUGGAUGAUAUCGUGGAAGAGUGCAAGAGCUUUUUCUUUGCAGGCAAACAAACCACAUCAAACUUGCUGACGUGGACGACCAUUCUCUUAGCAAUGCACCCACAAUGGCAAGUACAGGCACGUGAUGAGGUCCUAAAGAUGUGUGGGUCACGUGACCUUCCAACUAAAGAUCAUGUUGUAAAGCUUAAGACGCUGAACAUGAUUGUAAACGAGUCACUAAGAUUGUACCCACCAACAAUUGCGACGAUCCGACGGGCUAAAACAGAUGUAGAUUUGGGAGGGUACAAGAUACCACGUGGGACAGAGCUAUUGAUUCCAAUCCUAGCCGUUCAUCAUGAUAUAGCAAUAUGGGGCAAUGAUGUAAAUGAAUUCAAUCCUGGCCGUUUCUCUGAAGGUGUAGCUAGAGCUGCAAAACAUCCAGUGGCAUUCAUACCUUUUGGCCUUGGUGUGCGCACAUGUAUAGGACAAAACCUUGCAGUGCUACAAACAAAAUUGGCACUUGCAAUCAUACUGCAGCGUCUUAGUUUCAGGUUGGCCCCUAGUUAUCAACAUGCACCAACGGUUCUGAUGCUACUUUAUCCUCAGUAUGGUGCACCAAUCAUAUUCAACCAAUUGUCCAUAGUGGAUAACCCAAAUCAAGGAUCCUCAUAGGAUCUAGGAUAUUUCAUGUCCCUCCAGAUCAAUGUCCGUAUGUUUGAUAUCACAAUGACUUUGUAAAUAUUCCGAUGAAUCAACUGAACAAAAUUUCGAUGAAUCAUCGUGAUUAUGACAAAGUCGUUGUAAUAUUAAAAAUGCAAUGCAAGUUUGUGUAGAGUAUAUAUGGUUUGAGUUUAGAGAUCAAAUGACCCCUCCGUUAUGGCUUUCCUUUAUUGAAAGAAAAAAAUCUAUAAAGUAUAUAGAUGAGAGAUGUGUGAUGAGUAAAAUUACGGUGGUGCCCUUUCCUUUGUCUGCAGAUAUUUUAUCCCAUGUGUUUUUUGUUUCUUCCUCAUCAGAACAUACUGACUCUAGCAUGUGAGGUUUGGUUUGGUUCUUGGACAAAAGUGUCUUUUGCCGAUUGUAAUGUGGUUAUUAUCAUCAUAGGAGAGUAAAUCAGUAGAUGGCUAACAAUUUGCUAGACAGGUGCUUUGACUUGUGUAUGUUGUGUAUAUUUUUUUGGGAGAUUUGUAAUUUUUUUUUCAAUGCAUUUUUUGGCCCCUUGAUUGUGUAACCAA
This is a messenger RNA of Medicago truncatula (barrel medic), 2487 nucleotides long. Its product is annotated as cytochrome P450 734A1. The transcript has 5 exons. Bases 335 to 1927 code for a protein of 530 amino acids. The record is from RefSeq and is a predicted model, not a curated record. Lineage: Eukaryota; Viridiplantae; Streptophyta; Magnoliopsida; Fabales; Fabaceae. Gene Ontology annotation, biological process: brassinosteroid metabolic process; brassinosteroid homeostasis. Gene Ontology annotation, molecular function: iron ion binding; heme binding; oxidoreductase activity, acting on paired donors, with incorporation or reduction of molecular oxygen.